Messenger RNA from Homalodisca vitripennis (glassy-winged sharpshooter), 1676 nucleotides. RefSeq lists its product as uncharacterized. Lineage: Eukaryota; Metazoa; Arthropoda; Insecta; Hemiptera; Cicadellidae. Bases 342 to 1424 code for a protein of 360 amino acids. The transcript is spliced from 5 exons. The record is from RefSeq and is a predicted model, not a curated record.
CCCAGAUUUCAACUGGACAUAUAACCAAUAAUAAUAUUCAAAUUGUAUUUUACAUCAACUAGUUGUGAAAGAAGUUGAAAAAGGAAACUUGUGGCUUUACAUCAUUUUUAAAUGGAAGAAAUGGUUUUAGACGGGGAGGAAACUGGUGAACCAAGGUUGACGUACUGGAAACCAGCUCCGAAACCUACAGUGACCACACCGUUUGCUGUGAGAAACCCUCCUUAUACAACUACAAUCGACCUUUUCCCAAUCCUCUCACACCAUCACCCCCUGGCUACCAGCCACCCUCCUACAUCCUUCCACCAGGCUUUGGCUACCCUGCCAACAAUGUCUACCCAUACAUGUAUAACCAGCAAUUGUGCCACGGGUAUGAGGGAGAGAGGCGAAGGAUGCCACAGUGUUCCCAGGUCAGCCCUGAGAGUCUACUCAAUGCCCUCAGCUCCUCCAAUUCAUCAGUUGAUCAGGACAGCCCGUCCGGAACAGACAGUCUGAUCCACGAUGAGGUGACGCGUGCAGCCAAGACUCUCUUCAGCAAACGGAACCGAACCUUGAUGCACUGGCUCAAACCUAACAUCAGCAAGAAUCAGCUCAAGAUGGACGUCAACGCCACAUGGGACUGCCUUCCCCAGUGUGAGAAGGUCUUCUACAUUUCCCAGGUUCUGGGUAAGUUUGCUCCCCAUACGACAAGCCUGAUGGUGAACCCUCAGUUGGAGCCUACAAAAAAGGAGAGCUUGAACAGUGUUGUGACAAAUGAGGUAAGUGAAGCAGAUGACAAGACAAACACCAGCUCUGACUCUGCGUGUCCAUCGGACGUGGUUAGGGUGAAGCGUACAAAGCAAGAGCCGAGGUUUCGAAGAGCCGGGGCCAGAGCCAGGAAUGAGCGGAAACCACAGAAGAGAAGAGCGGAAUCUAUCAGUGAGGACGAUACGAGCUGUGACUCUGGAAUGGUCAUGGAUUUGGAAGGAACGGAAAAAGCGGCAAAGGAAGUUAAGGUCAAGAGACAAUACAAGAGAAAGCCAAAAACAAAGAUUAAAGAUGAAAAUACAGAAGAGAAUUGCAACAGUUAUUCUCCUCUUCCAGUCAAAAUAAAUGACACAAAGAUGGAAACCGGUGCAGAACCUGGUGAGCCGCCCGUGGCGAGAGUGAAACGGAAAUACGUAAAGAGAAAGUUGGUUAGGAAGCAAUACAAGAAAAGGGAGCCAAAAAUCAAGACAGUUACUGAAAGCCCGCAAGAAGCCACAGUCAAUUCCACAGAGAAGCCAGAACAGCCUGUAGAGGAUAUGGACAUCUGGAUCGAUCUGAGCAAUGAUGCAGACUUGUCAAAGGAAAUAGAGGAGUUUGGGCUACUGGAGGACGAAGUGGAUAGUUUCUGGGAAAACAUUGGUGACCCCAACGAUCUCUUUCUUGAAUUGGAAAUUGAGUAACUUUAAAAGAUCAAAGUUACCAACACUAUUAAAUAAUAUUUAGAAUAAAUCUUAAAGUUUUAUAAAAAGUGCAAUCUAUAUUUUGCACUUGCAAGAAAUAUUACUAUACAGACAUUCUUUGUAGUCUAAAAAUAUAAAACUGACCUUCCAUUUGAUUGGUGUAAGUUGUUCAUUUUGAAAUUAAUAACUUGUAUUAAGUUCCAAUACCAUUGCAAAAAUAUGUACAAUAAUUUUGAACUAAAUAAGUAUUUU